Molecule: messenger RNA, 5117 nt
Organism: Pocillopora meandrina
Lineage: Eukaryota; Metazoa; Cnidaria; Anthozoa; Scleractinia; Pocilloporidae
Source: the annotation of a GenBank genome assembly
GAUGACUACAGAUUAUGGAGUCGUUUUCAGUGCUAUGGUUUUCGUUUCUACUCGUUAAUGUUCAGCUCCUUGUCAGGAAUGUAGGUGAGUAGACUUCUCUUAAUCAUAACAAUAUUUGCACUAUUUGAGGAGGGAACGUCUUCCUGUUUCAACAGUUUCAGUUCACAGCUCAAGCUACUCUUUGUAAACUGCCUUACAGUUCGUGUAAAUACAUAUGUUCACCAAACUCAAAAAGAAAAAGAGAUUUUUCUGCACAUUUGAUUGUUACUGCUACUGAUAAAGUCCGUGUUAAGUAAAACGAAGUUUAGAACGCCUCUAGUUGGCAGAUCUCUACAAAUAUCACGUUUGAUAUUUUUUAUAUUCUAGUGAACUGUAAGCUUUCUCAAAUUUUCUCAUAAAUUUCUAUCAAGAGGAGAAUUGAACUCUGAGCUAAGAAACUUUUUCUUCUAUUUCAUAAUCGAGGAGUAAAAUAACAGUGAAUUAUUGAGAAGAAUCAGGAGGUGGAAGAAUUAGGAGCUGGAUGAAUAGGGAAAUGGAUAUCUGUUGGUCUGUGCUGUUUUUCAGCUUUAUCUUCUAAGGCCCAUGAUAUUUUCUUUUAGAUAUUAACACAAGACACUUGAAAGCCUUCGUUUGCGUAAAUAUGCAGCGUAUCUGUGUGCACUUACAUUUUUUCUUUUCUUCUAUAGUACUUAAAAAUGUACCAGACAUUUUAGACUUAUACAUAGUUUGGUGAUAAAUAUGUUAGUGUUUGAGGUUGAGAGAGUAGUUUUGCGUGUGAUCACAGAUUGCAAACUUAAUUGCUUGACUUCAGAAGAGAUUUCUAACUCACUAAAGUCAAACCCUUUUUUGGUUUUUGUUAUUUAAUUUUUUAAAAUUUAUUCAGUCCACGAAGCACAACUUACACUACACAAGCAGCCACUACUUUAGAAUGUCUAUAGCUAUUACCAAAAUUAACAUGCACUAAGUUAAACAUAACUUAUAUUACUACACUUAAAAUUUAAAUCACAUUACUUUAUAACUGUUUUAUAACCAAUAAUCUCAAUUUAUUGUGAAAAUAUGCACAGAUAUUUGUUCAUGGACAUUAUCUGUUUUAAGAUAAACAAAAACAAACAGCUACACCAACUAUAACCAGUUGAUGUGGAAUGUUUACUCUUCCUUGUUCUGUGGUAUGACUUUCUGAACAGACAUGUCCCUUCUCUUUAAAAUCACUUUUGCUCCCUCAUCUUGAAUUAAAUGUUUAACAAAAACUUAUCAUAGUGCACCAGGGUUUGAAAAUUGCAAAAUAUCCAUGGAUAUUCCUCUGUUAUAGCUGGGGAUUUUUCAGUCAAAUGAUGUGUCUAGAACAAUUUCUGACAAGCAAAAAUAUUUGAUGGAUUAUAAACAUAUACGGAAUAGAAGCAGUUACCUUACUGGUUAAUUGGGGUUUAUAAAAGGACAAAAACUCAAGAAACAAAAUAAAAGAAGAGAAAAAAAUAAAGAUUUGACAAGAUGACUUUAUUGUGACUGUCAAAAAUUGAAAUUUUGAUAAAAUGUUUAAUACUAAUGUUGGAACAUGCUAGUGCCAUGAUUGGAAAAAAGCUAGCCAAAACGUUGAAGGUGCUCAGAAUAAUAGAUGGUUAUGUAAUAUAUACCACUUCUUCCUUUCAAAGAAUUUGAGUGUUUCUAUAGUGCCUGAGAUUUCUUAUUUUCAUCUCUUUUUUUAUUUGACACAAUAAAUGUUUUCUUCUAUGGAUGUUUUGGUUCUUUUGUGCCUGCAUUUAAUAUAUUGUAAUUUUUGUAGCAUUUGGAGGUUUUGAAGGAAUUUUGUCAAUUUUAUUGGUUUUAUUACCAAGGAAGCUGUCUCAUUUCUGAAAGUCACAUCUUCAAAGGAAUGAAGGCAUCUUGAUUAAUGUUUCUGAAAAUCUCCUUCCUCUGCUCAAUUAUUUUACUUGUAGAAAGGUAAUGAAUAUUUCUUGAUACAAUCUCAAUGCUGCCAUAAUUUAUGGAAAGCAAUAAUCACUUUUUUGUUAUGCCAGAAUUUUAUAGUUGCCUGUAGAUACUUAAUUCCAUGACAGGUGAAGAAUUACCAUGCUGUGCUAGGUGGUUUCUGAUUGUUUGGUGCAGAUAUCACUGCAGACCCCAUUUGAUAUGAAAUUUAUCACACAUUUGAGAAGCUGACAAAUUUUCUCGUCUCCUUUUGCUUAGAGUGUUCAAUGCAGUCAUCAUUUAUACAUCUUCCUAACUCUUGCAGCAACUUGUGGAACAUAUUACUAUUUAUUAGUGUUUUGUAAAUCAACUUCCAGUGUGACAGGUCAACUUCAAGUAAGACCAGUGGUCUUAUUCAAGUUAAAUCAAAUAAAUUUUUAAAAUCAAAUAAAUUUUUAGCCACUUGCAGAAUAUUUAGUGAGUGUCUAGAAAAUCAACUUGCAAUGUGAUGACUUGAUUUCAGCUGUGAUGAAUGGUCUGAAUCGAGCAGAAUCAAGUUGAGUAGCCAACAUCUUGAAACCUUCUUUGCAGAAGCUAGCGGAAUAUAUUGCAAAUGGACUUCCGUAGACUUUAACUAGGACGAGUCACCAACAACAACAUUUCUAACCCUCCCUCUUAGCCACUCUCAGAAUAUAUAUCAAGUGUCUUGCAAAGCGACUUCUAACUUAUGAGUAUGACAUUUUUACCUCAAGAAGAACAGUUUAUUCAGAUUACCUUGAUAUGAGACACCUUAACUGCAAAUCUACUUCUAGUAGGUGGAUUCAAAGGCUACCUUUGACAAAUCGACUCAAUCUAGGUGUAUUGGACAACCCUCAAAAAAUCCAGAAUGAUAGUAACCAUCCAAUUGCAGAGAAUAAUAAAUUGUGUACCUGCAGCAGUCUACAUAAACAGUACAAACAAUAUCUUAAGUUUAUCAAAUUUCUGUUAGCAAAAUUCAUCAAAUGUAAACACUGUGAUCCAAAUCUUUCCCUGCCUGCACAAGCCAAAUUCCACUAUUUUCCAUUUCUGCAUAUAUGUCAGGUUUCACGUCACAGUCACUUAAUGAAUAUUUGCAUUGUAACACAAUGAUCUUUGUUUACAAGGUUUCUCUUGCUUCGAGAAUGCAUUAAUUUUUAUGUGAACACAAGUUUUUCUAAUUGAUUGAGAAUAGAGAUAUGGGACAAUGAAUAGCCCUAGUUUGCUUUAGUCAGGUUAGCACAGGAUGUUUUUUGUCUAUUAAAGUGUUAUCUAAAUAUUGUUUUCUUGACUCAAAAGGUGGCAUUUAAAGCAACAAUGCUCAGUUUAAACUGUAAUGAGCCUGGUUGUCAUUUUUGCAUGGUUAUUUUUCCAAGAUGAUGGUAUUACCCUUGGGCAAGUUUAGAACAACUAAUUAUCACAGUGUCUACUCUUGAGUGAGCGAGUGAGUGAUCAUUUGCAUAUCAGAGUCCUCAUAAAAAUGUUCUUACAAGCUUCGGGUACCACAAGUUAAAAAUGAACAAAGAGUAUUCUAACAGAUAGCUACAUGUACCUCAGUGUUUUGCUUUAUGAGUAGCAAUUAUCUUCAUAAUUUCACAUACUGUAGAUUGGUUUUAUCUGUUCAGUAGAGAACAAAUAGAUUGUGUUAAGGUGAACUUCAUGAGAAUGAUUUUAUUAUUGACAAUUUUUUUACAUAUUAUGUAUGUACAAUUGCAUGAGUAUGAGUACAUUGUUAAUGUCUAUUUUGAACUCAUCCCUCUUGGCAAAUGGUUGUUUGUGUUUGAUUGUAACAUAAAGAUACUGUAAUGUUCAAACAGAUAACCUGGCCCCAUUGCAUGUUGUAUUAAUUGGUCACUUUCUUUGUGCUGUAGAUGCAACCAUCACAUGGACUCUUCCCUCUCCACAACGUGGUCCACUCAGUGGUUCAGACGCCUCAGUUCGAACAACACUCAAAGUUUUUGAUGGUAGAUCUCCUGAGUUGCGUUUGGAAUGGGACUUUACCUUAGAUGGUGUGGUACUUUCUUUUGUUGCAUGGAAUAUAGGUACCACUGUCAAUAUUGGGAGUAAAGCUCCAUCUGGAGCUGUUACAUUACUUCCGGCCUUUCAAGGACAAUUUAACAUCAGUCCUAAUGAUCGUGCCACAUUGAUAAUCUACAAUACAACAGCUGCUGAUGGAGAGAAAUUCACAUGCAGGGUGGUCGCUGGUAUGAAUAUUUGGGAGGAUGUAAUUCUUGUAGUCAUAAAAGGUGAGUGUUCAUUUUGUUGGUUUACGCUGUAUAUGCACAGGUAUGUGUAUGCCUAACUCAACAAUCUCUUGAAACAUUUUGCUCAUUCCACAAGCGAAUGUGCAUCAUGGUUCAUGUUGACUGUAUAUGCACAAUAAGUGCAUCUCUCAGGGUGUGAGGAAGAUAAUAAAAUUUUGUGAUUGUUUGGGUAAUUGUGGAGGAUUACACAACUUUUAGACAUAGCAAAUAUUUUAUAACAGAAAACUGACCCUCCAACAUUAAAUGUUAUCAUACCUUUUUUAAUCACAUAACUGGGGAACUCGUUCUUGUGGGAUAUGCUUCGUGAUAUUUUACAAUUAUUAUAGAUUUUUUUUUCAUGUACUUUACAUGUACAGUAGUUGAGAAACUUGUCUUAUCUUAGUCAUUUACACACAAUCAAAUAGAAGGUAGUAAUAAUCACAACCUGAAUCCUAGAAGUAGAAACAAUAUUGCUUUUCUUCCUUAAGCAAACAGAAGGGAUAAUUAUUUAGACUGCUCCUUAUUUUUGUUAACCCCUCAGGCUUAUCUUUGGAUUUUUUCUCAUAAUUUUCUUAUCAUACCCAAGCAAUCAUGGUGUGCAGAUAAAAGUUGCAGAUUGAAAUGGAACAUGUGCUUGUAGAACCUGAGUCUAAAAGAAAAAGGGAUACCCAAAUUCCCUGUUGAGAAUUUAGAAACUCUUCCUGUGCGGCUACACUGUUAUUGGAAUUUCACAAGUGAAUGUUUAAGUGACUCUCUUACUUGUUUUUAUUGAUACUUGUUUUUAUUGACACUCUUAUUCUUUGUUAUUGACACUUUUAUUCUUUUGUGUGGCUACACUGAAUUCAUGUAUGUGCACCUUAUAGUGGCCUGGUUACCAAAAUCCUUAUCGAUAUUAAUAGUGUUCCAUCCCACUUGCUUCAGAUCCUCAGUGAAUGAAGUCCCCACAAAUUGGAC